GCAGUUGCAAAGGGAAUCAAGUUGCUCUACUUUCCUCAGAAACCAUGUUUUAAUGGUUCUUCAGGCUACAAACUAAUACUGACUGUAAGAAUGCACAGACCUAGCCUCUUGCAGGUAACAUCAGUUUUGUUUCGGAGAGCAGACCCCAUCAGGAGGAUUGCUCUAGCAGUUAGUGUAGCAGCUGCUGUUCUUAAGAUACAGAGUGUAUUUUGGAGCCUUUGUCUCUGCCAGAAAGUCCAGGUGGCUUUGCUGCUGUAGAAAGUUCUCCCUACGUGCCUUGUAUUUUCUGCAAAGAAUGCUAUCUCUUAGCAGAGCAAAACCAGCUCCUGAAGCACAUGAUUAUUGAACACAAGCUCGUCAUAGCAGAUGUGAAACUGGUAGCGGAUUUUAGAAGAUACAUCUUGUACUGGAAGAAGAGGUUUGCAGAACAGCCCAUCACAGAUUUUUGUAGCGUAAUAAGAACAAAUUCGGAAGCUCCGUUAGAAGAACAGGAUAAUUAUUUUCUUCUAUGUGAUGUUUUACCAGAAGACAGAUUACUUAGAGAACAGCUUCAGCAGAAGAGACUGAGAGAAGUUCUGGAACAGCAACAGCGCGAGAGAGAUGACACAAGUUUCCAUAGUAUGUGUAUGUUCUGCGAUCAAGAAUUCACAGGAAACAGAUCUGUCCUUCUCAAUCAUAUGGCAAGGGAGCAUGCUUUUAACAUUGGGCUGCCAGAUAACAUUGUGAAUUGUUGUGAGUUUUUAGCCGUAUUGCAGGGGAAGCUUGACAAUUUGCAGUGUUUAUACUGUGAAAAAGUCUUCAGAGACAAAAACACACUUAAAGAUCACAUGAGAAAGAAGCAGCAUCGCAGAAUCAAUGCCAAAAACAAAGAAUAUGACAAAUUUUACAUCAUUAAUUACUUGGAAUUUGGAAAGUCCUGGGAGGAAGUGCAGUCAGAGGAUGACCGGGAGCUACUAGAUAACCUAGAAGAAGACUGGUCAGACUGGGAAGAGCAUCCUGUGUGUGCUGUUUGCCUGUUCUGUGAACAACAAGCGGACACCACAGAAAAACUGUAUCUUCACAUGCAGAAAUCACAUGGAUUUGACUUUCCUAAAAUAAAGACAGAGCAUGGUCUGAACUUUUAUCAGCAAGUAAAGCUACUGAACUUCAUCAGGAGAGAAAUCCAUCAUUGUCGUUGCUACAACUGCCAGGAGAAGUUCCAGUCUAAAGGAGGAUUGAUAAGUCAUAUGGAGGAGACCAAACACAUUACAUUCUUGCCAGCUAGGUCUACAUGGGAUCAACCACAGUAUUAUUUUCCUACCUAUGAAAAUGAUACACUCCUGUGUACGCUCUCUGACAGUGAAGAUCUGAUAACUGAGGGUCAAAGUGAAGAUAUCCCUGUUGUAAGCGAAGAUAUAUCCAAUCUAAAAGCUCUCAAACAGAGCAGUGUUUUAAACCAGCUCCUGUAUAAAGAGAACAAGAGUCAGGAGAAAUUCUGACCUAGAAUUACAGCUGCUGACUUUUGAGUGUUUCUUCUGCAAGAUAAAAAAACCCUCAUUCUUUCAGUAAUAUUGAAAUAGUUUAACUCAUAGAUGUUAUCACUGGGCAAAUAUUAUACGAAAGUGAAUGCGAAAUAAAAUUUAACUGUAA
This is a messenger RNA of Neopsephotus bourkii (Bourke's parrot), 1629 nucleotides long. RefSeq names its product zinc finger protein 277 (gene ZNF277). The transcript is spliced from 12 exons. The record is from RefSeq and is a predicted model, not a curated record. The coding region runs from base 336 to 1478 and encodes 380 amino acids. NCBI's taxonomy places the organism in Eukaryota, Metazoa, Chordata, Aves, Psittaciformes, Psittacidae.